AGCUUCGAACAAGAUCCACGGCAGAUCACCUGGAGACAUGAUCGGGAAAAUUGUUUUGGUUCUAUCGACACUGGCCCUGGCCCAUGCCCAGGUGCCCAGUCUGGGCUUCUGUCCAGAUUAUGUGCCCAUGGCGAACUUCGACAUGAGCAAGUUUUUGGGAAUCUGGUACGAAACCGAAAGGUACUUCCAACUUACGGAAGUGGUGUCGCGUUGUGUCAUGGCGAACUACACUCUGAGUAGCGAUGGCAAAUUCCGGGUCAGCAAUGAAGUCACAAACAGAUUUACUGGUAUCAAGAGGGUAGUCGAGGGCGAAAUCAAGAAAGCAGCAUCGAAAGCAGAGGAAGGAAAGCUGGUGGUGAAAUACACCAUACCGUUGACCCCAGAAACUAAAUACUCCGUCCUCGAAACAGACUACGAUAACUAUGCUGUUUUAUGGAGCUGUUCCGGCAUCGGGCCGUUCCACACUCAGAAUGCUUGGGUCAUGACGAGAGAUAGGAUUCCCCCAGGUCCAAUCGUACAGAAGGCCUACUCCGUGCUGGACAAAUACAAGAUCUCCAGGAUCUUCUUCGUGAAGACAAACCAAGAUGAUUGUGUCUAUUUGGCGACCACGACGACGAAGCCAGAUGAAGCACCCGAAGCAGAGCAACCGCAAAAAGAUACAGAGAACGUUAGAUCUGCCGUGGUACCGGACUCCCCAGCAAUACUCGCCGAAAAACUCCCUAAAAAGAACAACAAACCCGCGGCAAGUGCUCCGGCUGUCGAAAAACCGAAGAAAGUCACGGUUAACACAGUCCCGGAACACAUUAUGGUUGUCGCCGGUUCCACGAAGGAGGAUCUGCAAGCGGACAGCACGAAACUAUUGGAAGAAAAAGAAACGAGCGAGCCCGCGAUCGAGAAAGCCCCACAGACCGUCAAGGAAGCCGAGAAGACUCACCUGGAAGGUGUACGGAACGGGAAGACCAGUCACCGGCGGACGGUUCAUCGCGUGAGAAGUGUAACAGUCAACCCUGUACCAGUUUCACGAGUCGCCGACAUUCCGAGUGUACCAACGAUUAUCAAUCCGUUAACGAAAAUGUUACGAUCGUGUCUAAUUCUAAUCGCCGUAGCUGGUGCAUCGGCGCAGGUACCAUUUUUAGGCACGUGCCCCAAUUUGGAGACUAUGCCAAGCUUCGACAUGGACAGGUAUGUCGGGAAAUGGUACGAGGUGGAGAGGUACUUCGCUUUCUUCGAAUUCGGCGGGAAGUGCGUGACUGCGAAUUACAGCCAAGGUGAAAACGGAUCGAUAAAGAUCUUGAAUAAACAGAUAUCUGCCCUGACCGGAGUUUCUUCAAGCAUAGAGGGAAUCGGAAGAUUAGUUGGCAGGACGGAAGAUCCUAAAUUAAUUGUGACGUUCCCCUCGCUUCCUCUACCAUGGGACGCACCUUACUGGAUUCUCGAUACGGAUUAUAAAUCUUAUGCCGUGGUGUGGAGCUGCUCGAACUUUGGUGUAUUCAGCAUACGAAAUGCUUGGAUCCUGACGAGAGAACCAAAGCCACCGGUGUCCGUUUUGGAGAAAGCAUACCAAGUGAUAGACAGAAAUAGUAUAAGCAGAGCAUACUUCAUUCGCACUGAUCAGAAGAAUUGUCCAGAAGGCAAUUAAAGGAUAGAAUGUUGUAAAAUGUCGAAGCGUGUUUCAUAAAAAAUAGUCUUUCGUCUUUGUGAUGUAAAUCGAUAGGUAUAAUCUGGGAGUUUCUAUAAUUUUAUAGUAUAAUUUUAUUUGUUUUACAAAUAUUUAAAAACUCCUCGGACAGAUUCACAAUUUAUUCUAGCUGUUGGUGUUUCAUAAUUUGUAUUAAACAAUAUUUAUUUAUUGAGUGAAAUUAAGUGAUAUUCGCUUUACCAUAUAUCGGUAAAAUUAACCUUAACACUCGAACGACGGGGCUUGGGUCCAAUUGCAUCCAGAGUAUAAAUAUUGUUAUUUGAUCGUCUAGUUUAAGAUAAAAUACUAUUAUAUUGCAUAUUCGGUUAUAUUACAAGCAUACUCACUCGGUUAUAUUUUUGUGAAAAAGAAAAUGUCCGCGUCGUUCAAGUGUUAAACAUACAUAAACGUAAUCACAUGUUGAAUGUAUUUAAUUGUAAAGCUUCUAAUGUUUAAUUCCUUCUGCUAGAGGCUCGCGCAGCUAUUAUUAUACAGUUCUACAAAUACGUACUUAUAUGAACCUGUACUUAACUACAUUGUCUACAUAUUGUAAUUUUAGUCAUUGAAUUUACAGUUUAUUAAGUUGUGUUGUUCUAUUUGUAAUAUUUAUUUAUUUAUUUAUUGUAUUAUAUAAUGGACUGACAAAAUUACAAAGUGUUGAUAAAAUAAA
Messenger RNA from Megalopta genalis, 2348 nucleotides. Its product is annotated as apolipoprotein D. Gene Ontology annotation, biological process: lipid metabolic process; brain development; lipid transport. Gene Ontology annotation, molecular function: lipid binding. Gene Ontology annotation, cellular component: cytoplasm. The record is from RefSeq and is a predicted model, not a curated record. NCBI's taxonomy places the organism in Eukaryota, Metazoa, Arthropoda, Insecta, Hymenoptera, Halictidae.